UUCAUCUCUGGUCAUCAGUCGACACCAAAGAAAGAUUCUGAAGCCAAACAUAGUUAAAUUCAAAGCUGUUUGAACUCAAACAAGACGUCUGCAACAAUGAAGUUCUUCGCCACCGGUGUUGUCGUCGCUCUCCUAGCCUGCUCUGCGUUUGCCAAGGAUGCUGCAAAGAGCAAGGAGAGCAAGAAAGACGAGAAGAAAGACGUUGAAGCCCGUGGAGGCAUCCUGGGGCCAGGAGACGGGCUUGGAGGUGUCGGUGGUGGCUACGGUGCCGGAGUGGGUUCCAGCAUCGCAGGCACUGGUCUCGGAGGAGCCGGACUCAGUGGAGUUGGAGUGGGCGGCGGCAGUUACGGGGGACCUGGUCUCGCGGGGGCGGUUCCUGGCGUGAUUGGCAGUGGUCUCGGAGGAGCUGGACUCGGCGGCGUCGGCCUGACUGGGGCUAGUUACGGGGGAGCUGAUCUUACGGGAGGUAGUCUCGGCGGAGCCGGUCUUGGAGGCGCUGGUCUUGGAGGCGCUGGUCUUGGCGGUCUUGGUUUUACAGGAGCCAGCCUUGGAGGCGCUGGUCUUGGCGGUGUUGGUUUUACAGGAGCCAGCCUUGGAGGCGCUGGGCUCUCUGGGCCGGCGCUCGUGGGACCUGGAACCGCUGGAGCGGGAGCCUUGGGAACUGGAGUUGUUGGCAGCCCAGCUGUUGUCGGCACCGGCCUUGGCGGAGGCGUCGGUGGUGGUUUCCAGUCAGGGUAUGGUUCUUCGGCCGGAGCACACCAGGCCGGAUUUCAGGGGGGAGCGUCCGGUCACAACCAGGGAUCGGGAAGUUUCGCCAGUGGUGCUUCUCAGAGCAGGGUGAACGCGUUCAACAACAAGCAGGGCUACAGCCACAGCUCUGGAUUCUCAGCCAGCGACAGCAAGGCGUUCGGAUCUGGCCACAAGCAGGGCUCAUCCGGUUUCAAGAAUGGAGCAGCUGGGCACCAGUCGGGCUUUGGACAAUCGUCAUACGGAAAGGCUUCGGGAGUCGGCGUUGGUGGUGUGGGCCUGCACGGUUGAAAGCCCUGUCAUUUGGCUAAAAACCACAAGUUAGCUUGUAUAAAGUUGUCUUAUUUUUCUUACUUCCGUAUAGCAGGGACGGCGCUUGGUGAAGAACAUUAUGGGCUCAACAUUGCUUGACAUCCUACAGUAUUUUUCUUAUUGGCCUUCUCAUGUCGCCGUCAUAUAUUGUGUUUUGCGCGUCUGGCAAAGCGUCCGUAAUGUUAUUUAAAUAAAUAAUAAAACUUGUUCAUUU
Molecule: messenger RNA, 1273 nt
Organism: Dermacentor andersoni
Lineage: Eukaryota; Metazoa; Arthropoda; Arachnida; Ixodida; Ixodidae
Source: RefSeq, a predicted model, not a curated record